Molecule: messenger RNA, 699 nt
Organism: Tetrahymena thermophila SB210
Lineage: Eukaryota; Ciliophora; Oligohymenophorea; Hymenostomatida; Tetrahymenidae
Product: zinc finger, LSD1 subclass family protein, putative
Exons: 4
Source: RefSeq, a predicted model, not a curated record
AUGUGUACUCUUUGCCAAUCUGGAUAUUAUCUCCUCAAUGGAUAGUGUGUUUAAAGUUGUCCUUCUUAUACUACUGUUAGUGGUUAAUAAUGCAUUGACAUAAUUACUAAGACUAGCUAUGGAUAAUAUUUGUAUAAGGGUAUGUUCAGUACAUACUUUGGGGAAGGUGAAAUAUCAGGAACUGGAUUAUCAUAUUCAGGAUUUUUGGGGUAUUUAGCAAAUCCAAGUAGAGCUAUGACAACUGUUUGUGGUGGGAAGAGUCUUUUAGGUGGAGCUUAUUUAAGCUCAGUAAAUUCUUACAUAAGUAAAAACUUUACUGGAAUAGCCCCUCAUAGGACAGUAUUAAUAGGUUACACAUUAUAUAAAAUUGAUAAUUGGAACAACGAAUCAAUUUAAAUGAUAGUAGAUAAUGAUGUGAAAACUACUACAACUAAGAGCGCAGGUGAUGGAACAAGUAAUAUCUGUGGAAGAGUUUCAUUCAAGGAUUAAAUUAUUUAGGUUACUAAAAACUUUACCCAUACAGCUACAUCCCUAAAUUUAAAAAUUAGUUCUACAUUAGCUUCAACCCCUUUUGAAGAAUCGUAUGUGUACUACUAAUUGCGCAGUUUGUAAUGCUUAAGGUUGUACUAAUUGCUAAACGGAUUUUUAUCUUUACAACUUCUAAUGCCUAAGCUAAUGUCCUAGUAACUAUGCUCCUGA